Messenger RNA from Passer domesticus (house sparrow), 534 nucleotides. It is a transcript of the gene PMCH, whose product is annotated as pro-melanin concentrating hormone. The record is from RefSeq and is a predicted model, not a curated record. Lineage: Eukaryota; Metazoa; Chordata; Aves; Passeriformes; Passeridae. Bases 1 to 534 code for a protein of 177 amino acids. Gene Ontology annotation, biological process: chemical synaptic transmission; behavior. The transcript has 2 exons. Gene Ontology annotation, molecular function: melanin-concentrating hormone activity; type 1 melanin-concentrating hormone receptor binding.
AUGUGCAUCUCCUCGUAUAUCUUAAUUCUCUCCCUUCUCUCUCUUUUUUCUCAAGGUUUUCUACUCUCAGUUUCAAAGUCUCUGCAAGAGGUAGAAGAUGAAGAUAUGUUGCUAGCUGCAUUAAAUCUAGGAAAAACUCUACAAAACAGAGAUAAAAUUAUGAACAGGGGAGCUGUACCUUUGCUGAAGCACUACAAGACUGAAGACAGCAGUGUUUUCCAUGAUAAGAAUGCUGGAAACAUGAAGUUUUUGGACAGAGGUUCCAGACAGGAUUUCUUCAAACGUGUUAUGCCAAUCAACUUGGGUAGAAAGCAACUACCUUAUCCUGCACUGAAGGGAGCCAUGGCUUUUCCAGCUGACACUGAAAUUCAGAAUAUUGAGUCAAUACAGGAAAGAGAGACCACAGAUGAAGAAAAUUCAGCUAAAUUCCCUAUAGGAAGAAGAGAUUUUGACAGUAAACAUAUUUUAUUUUUACACAGAAAAUUAUUUCAUUCUGGUAAAGUACACUGUAAUGGCAAUGUAGCAAUUGGGUAA